Messenger RNA from Paraglomus brasilianum, 480 nucleotides. The record is from the annotation of a GenBank genome assembly. Lineage: Eukaryota; Fungi; Glomeromycota; Glomeromycetes; Paraglomerales; Paraglomeraceae.
ACUUGGCGUCGUCGGACAUUCUCAAUAACAUCUGGUACGCUUGAAGAGUCAACAAUGUCCGCCAAAAAGACAGAUGAAGAUUGGCGCAAGACAUUGUCACCCCAACGAUAUCACAUACUCCGCGAGAAGGGAACCGAAAUCAGAGGGACUGGACAGUACAAUGAACACAAAGAGACCGGAGUGUAUCUGUGUGCUGCUUGUCAUAGUAAGCUAUAUGAAUCAUCUCAUAAAUUCAGUUCAGGAUGUGGAUGGCCCGCAUUUUUCGACUCUGUUCCAGGAGCUGUGAAUCGUAACGUGGAUACAUCCCACGGGAGAGUUAGAACUGAGAUUACUUGCUCUAAUUGUGAUAGUCAUCUUGGACAUGUUUUUCAGGGGGAAGGACACAAUUUUACUCCGGCAGAUGAACGCCACUGUGUAAAUAGUCUUAGUAUCAAAUUCCAACGACCAAAUGGUAGUAUCGAUAACAGCGAGGAUAGAUAA